Molecule: messenger RNA, 802 nt
Organism: Culex pipiens pallens (northern house mosquito)
Lineage: Eukaryota; Metazoa; Arthropoda; Insecta; Diptera; Culicidae
Product: cuticle protein CP14.6-like
Exons: 2
Coding region: 443-670 (75 amino acids)
Cellular component (GO): chitin-based extracellular matrix
Molecular function (GO): structural constituent of chitin-based larval cuticle
Source: RefSeq, a predicted model, not a curated record
AAGACCCCAAAACAUGCAUACUUCGAUGGUUGAACAUUUGGACAAUUUGGUUGGAUUUGCAUAUAAAUAUCUCACGUACACGUACGAGUGCUUACAGUCGUAGUAAAAUAUUUGUUAGGUGCAUAUUGCCGUAGGAAGCACCGGGCAAGUCUUAUCAGCUAACGGCUGGAAUAUUGUGCAACUUUAAGUAGAAGCAAGUGUUAAGUAGAAAAGAGCGCAAUGAACGUGAAAGUAGGUGUUGGACCUUUCAUUGAUCAAAGUUGAACCAUUUUUCAAUAACAUAGCAAUUUCUACAACUUUUCAGAUUCUGAUUCUGGGUGCAUUAUUAGUUGGUGUCUGUGGUGCAUCAAUUAUCCAGCAAGAGCAGGAGCAGAACCCAGACGGAUCGUACCGGUACAGUUACGAAACCAGCAACGGGAUCAAAGUUAAGGAGGAGCGUGUUAUGGAGAAUGCCGGUACGGAUCAGGAGAAAAUGGUUGUGAAGGGUGAGUACAGUUACGUUGGGCCAGAAGGGAAGGUGUACACGGUGGAAUAUAUUGCGGACGAGAAUGGCUUUCAACCUUCCGGAAGCCACAUUCCCACGGCACCACCGAUACCAUUGCUGAAGAAGCGAUCCCUAGAAUAUCCCGCCAGCUACACACAGGGUGCCAGUCUUUCACGGAUCUCCUAGAAUUGAUCGAAGCCAUACUGUUAUUUGUGUCUUAUUUCGUGUUCAUAUAUUUAAUAUAUAAUACAAAUGUUAACAUUUCAACCUUUUUUAAUUCGCUGUGAAGAAAUUAUUGGUUAGUGCGUCCAUCCCGGG